AUGGACAAUGUUUAUGCACCAGGAAGGAACCAUCUCUUUGUUCCAGGGCCAGUCAAUAUCCCGGAACCCGUCCUUCGGGCAAUGAACAGAAACAAUGUGGACUAUGGUUCUCCAGCUGUUUCAGCAAUGACAAAAGUCCUGCUCAAGGAUGUCAAGAAGAUUUUCAAGAAUACUACCAGAACUCCAUUUAUGAUCUCUACCAUAGGUACUGGUGCAUGGGAGAGUGCACUUACAAAUACAUUGUCCCCUGGAGAUCGGAUUGUGUCUUUCCUGAUUGGCCAAUUCAGUUUGCUGUGGAUUGAUCAACGGCAGCACGUUAAUUUCAAUGUCGAUGUUGUGGAAAGUGAAUGGGGCCAAGGUGCCAACCUUGACAUUCUAGCAUUAAAAAGUGUCGAUGCCACUGCACACACUAUAAAGGCAGUAUGCAUUGUUCACAAUGAAACGACAACUGGAGUUAACAAUAACUUGGCUACAAUGAGAAAAAUACUUGACCACUACAGGCAUCCGGCUUUCUUUCUUGUUGAUGGAAUGUCUUCCAUAUGUGCUCUGGAUUUCCGUAUAGAUGAAUGGGGAGUAGAAGUAGCCUUAACUGGCUCCCAGAAAGCUCUUUCCCUUCCCACUGGCAUAGGGAUUGUGUGUGCAAGCCCCAAAGCUCUUUCCUGCCCAUUUGGUACUACUUCAACUCCUAAUCCUGGAUAUGUGUUGAAUAAUGGUAUUGGUAAUGAUAUUCUUGCUGGAACUUUUUCUGCUCAAGAUCAAGCAUAUAAUCAACAUUCCAUGCUUACCAGAGCCCAAAAUGAAAUUGUCAAGAAGCUGACAUUUCAAGAUUUUUGUGCUUAUGAUGGGUCUGCGUACUUCAAUGGCUUUACUUGUCAAGAAAAAUAUGCACAGGAUUUGAUUCAUAGAACUGGUAUGGAUACAACAAGAGCUGGUACGCAAAGCUUUUUCAUGUUGUUAGAGAGUGAGUGUAAUGGUAUGCUCUGUUCCUUCAUUAUGUUCCUUCUUCUGAGCAUACUCCAGCUUUUGAGUAUACUGUAG
Molecule: messenger RNA, 1038 nt
Organism: Rosa chinensis
Lineage: Eukaryota; Viridiplantae; Streptophyta; Magnoliopsida; Rosales; Rosaceae
Product: serine--glyoxylate aminotransferase
Exons: 1
Coding region: 1-1038 (345 amino acids)
Cellular component (GO): peroxisome
Molecular function (GO): L-serine:pyruvate transaminase activity; L-alanine:glyoxylate transaminase activity
Source: RefSeq, a predicted model, not a curated record